Myodes glareolus (Bank vole) is the source of this 768-nucleotide messenger RNA. RefSeq names its product zinc finger HIT-type containing 1 (gene Znhit1). The record is from RefSeq and is a predicted model, not a curated record. NCBI's taxonomy places the organism in Eukaryota, Metazoa, Chordata, Mammalia, Rodentia, Cricetidae. Gene Ontology annotation, biological process: chromatin remodeling.
GUGCACGCCACCGGAAGGGAUGCGUUUGAGUCGAGAGUGGGUGGUUAAUACGCGUGCGCAGUAGGCUCUUCCGACAACAGUUGCGCAAAUGGUGGAGAAGAAACCCUCGGUUCGCUCCCAGGACCCUGGACAGCGGCGGGUGCUGGACCGGGCCGCCCGGCAGCGACGGAUCAAUCGACAGCUCGAGGCUUUAGAGAACGACAAUUUCCAGGACGACCCCCACGCAGGCCUCCCCCAGCUGGGCAAGAGGCUACCUCAGUUUGAUGACGAUGCAGACACAGGAAAGAAAAAGAAGAAAACUCGAGGUGACCAUUUCAAGCUUCGCUUCCGGAAAAACUUCCAGGCUUUGCUGGAGGAGCAGAACCUGAGUGCAUCUGAGGGUCCCAACUACUUGACAGCCUGUGCCGGUCCCCCAUCCCGACCCCAGCGCCCUUUCUGUGCUGUAUGUGGCUUCCCAUCCCCGUAUACCUGUGUAAGCUGUGGUGCCCGGUACUGCACAGUGCGCUGCCUGGGCACCCACCAGGAGACCAGGUGUUUGAAGUGGACCGUGUAAACCUGCAUCAGGAGAGGAAGUGCUCCCCCAAUCCUUCCCCCAGCUCAUCCUCAAAGGGUAGAGAGAAGAGCCGUCCAUUCACCCAGCGAAGCUGUGUCCUGCCAACCAACGGAGAUCACACGGACCGCAGGGACUGCUGUGGGAUUGGUCUAACCCACAGAGUUAUAGUAAAUGUAAAUAUUAAAAAGGGAUCAUAAACGGCCCAGCGAAAAGAA